Drosophila ficusphila is the source of this 2114-nucleotide messenger RNA. RefSeq lists its product as uncharacterized. The coding region runs from base 118 to 660 and encodes 180 amino acids. The record is from RefSeq and is a predicted model, not a curated record. The transcript has 3 exons. NCBI's taxonomy places the organism in Eukaryota, Metazoa, Arthropoda, Insecta, Diptera, Drosophilidae.
AAGAGCUCUGCUCAACACUCCUUGUAGAUACCCAUCGCAGGGCAAAGACAAAGCGCGAAGAAGUUCGUUCGAAUUUUUUAAAGAACUUAGCGGAAUUCUCACAAAAACAGGGAGAAAAUGCAUGCCAGGUUUGCGGAUCCCGAGCCCGCGUCUCCCGACAGUGAAGACAGAAUCGAAACGGAGUCGCUGGAGGCCAGAAUCGAGGCGUUCAAGCAGAGUCCCCAGAAUAUGGCCGCUCUGCGGGAAGUUCUCGACGAUGUGGUUCUGCGGGCUGAGGCGGAGGCCAACAGGAGAGCAGUUGAGAGCCAGAAAUCGCAACAGGGAAAGGAAAAGCGACCGAGUUUCGCCAUACCAGAUUUUAAGAACGGCAAGGUGGUGAAUCGGGCCCGAGGAUUUGUGGUGCGGAUCUUCGAUGCCAUUUGCAAUUGUGCCAACAACAAUGCAGCGGCGGCCACAACGCGAUUCAAGCUGAGGAGCAACAGCGGAGGAGGAGCUGGGGCCGGAGGAGGAGGGGCCACUGGAAACGGGAAGCGGCAGCAGUCCCAGGAUGAACCGGAGACCCUGGUCCUGACUAAGAAGAAACCCGUUGGCGAGGGGAAAAAAAAGAAGGGCGUCAGCAUGGCCGAUGAUGUUCAAGCCGGCGUUCGACUGAUGGACUAGGCAAGCAAUAAGAUUCAAUGGUUGAUCCUGCAAUGGGAAAACAUAAUCAAAAUUAUUACCAGUCCCUCCCUUAACACGAACCUCACAUCAGCCACACUGUCCUCCUAAAACUUCUACACAGCAAAAAAAGACAAACAGUAUCAAUAUAGUGUUGAUGGAGGUUUAUAUUUUUAAAGUAAAAGUGAAACUUUAAAUUUAAAUUUAAAGGUCGAUCUCGGUUUUAUUUAUUUUCUGCGUAUGAAGAAUCACUUACUUUGCUCAAAUGUCCAAAGCACAAAACAAAUUCUAAGUCUUCCUCUGAAGACCAAAAUUUAUCGUAUAAGAAACUAAUUUUCGUCCGGUGUCGUUUUGCGGAGCCCUUUUGUUUGAUAUGUUUUCGAAAACCCAUCAGAACAAAUAGCUUUUAUAGGUAUACGUACCUUAAAUAAAAGUUUCUCAGUUCCACAAGCGAAAGGUUUUGGAAAACAUAAACAUUUCUCUGAAAAGCAUUGAAAUUUUAAAGAAAUAUUUACUAAAAAACGCGUACAUAUUAUGGCAUUCCCCGCAAAACGAAGGAACAGGACCGACAUAAAGCUUUAGCUGUCUAUUUUAUUAUUUCAUAAACCUAAAUGUGAUCCCAGUUGGAAAUGUAAGCAAAAGAACUCGAAGCACAAACAACUUCUAGGUUAGUUAAGGAAGCAGGAAGAAAGAAGAUCUUAUAGGAUAAACACGGUCAUAAUCUCAGCCGACCUUCGAGGCUUUCCCACGCACAACACAAUCAACGGCAUUACACAAUCCGCAAGGGGAUUCAUUGCCGAUCUUAACAACAGGCCUGUCAGUCUCCACCUUAUAAUAACUACGAUGUAUCAAAUUAAAUACCUACAUAUAUGUGUAUACCUAGGUGCGUACCACCAACCUAUUUAGAUGUGUAUUAGUAGUUACAAAAUAUUUCCAAGCCAGUAACAAACGGUUCAAUAUACAAGCAUCAAUGUGUACUGAUUUUAUAUACAAUGUACUAACUACUAUAUACAUGUCGACAUUAUUAGACUCUUAGUUGUUUACACUAACCACCUUCUAAACGCCGCACAGGUUUCCUCCAGCAUCCUCAUCAAAGUCAUUAAACAAUCUAAAUCCACGACACACACGCUCUAAUCGGAUAUAUUUUUGUGAGGCCCUUUUUGAGAGAUCUUUAGGAACACUAUUCUAUACCGAAUCCGAAAUUUAUGAAAUCGAAUACGACUAAUCGCUGGCGAGAGAACUUUGUACACACGUUUGCAAGGCAACCUUUUGUAUAAGAUUUUGCAUUUAUUUUGUAACCUCCAAAAUGCAAGGAUCUCCCUAAGUUCGAAUGCGUUGCUAAGCCAAUUGAGUAUUUAUAAAUUAUAAAAUGUAUAAGUGUGCAUAAUGCGAGUAUAAAACUGUUGUAUUUAGUUAACAAUAUCAGCAAUAAAAUGUAACAAUGUUUGAAACCAAAA